Molecule: messenger RNA, 1815 nt
Organism: Symbiodinium natans
Lineage: Eukaryota; Dinophyceae; Suessiales; Symbiodiniaceae
Source: the annotation of a GenBank genome assembly
AUGCCGGUGCCCACGACCAAGCCAGCCACCUUUAGUUUCGCCCAGCGUUCAAGGCUUACUCCUGAGGAGUCCAAAGUCGAUGUGGACGCUGCGGCCUGCACCAACGCGGAUGGCGACGUUGUGGAGGAGGUGCAGCUGAUUCAGAGGUUCGAAGAGAUGCUCUCAAGACGGGACGUGGAGCUUUUCCGACGACUGGACAAGGCCAUUCACGGCUUCGGCGCGAUACCUGCGGAGACGACCGUCUCCCUGCUGCAGCCGCAGACGUCCUUCAAGGACUACGGCAACGGCGCGAGCGCUGGCGCGAGCGAGUCCCGCAUGGCAUCUCGCAGCAAGGCUUUGGUGGAGUCGCGAGUGCGGAUGCUGGCGGCGCAGACGAAGAGGGAACUUGAGCUGGACAUUUUCUCUGACCCCGAGGACAACGUCGAGUUGGAGACCAGUGAGCCACAACCAAGCCCCGGCCGUAACAGAAGGCGUUCUACACGGACGCACAGUCGCUUCAGCAGAUGGCAGCACUACCUCCUGAAGCACGUGAUUGGCAACUUCUGGUUCGAGGGCUUUCUCAUGGUGGGCAUCCUCACACACUCCUUCAUCCUAGGGGUGCAGAUUGAUCUGGCUACCGUGGACAGCUCCGACCAGGACAUCGGGUUUAUCCUCGAUUGGAUCCAGCACGCGUUCGCCUUCAUCUUUGCCGUCGAGCUUGCACUCAGGUGGAUGGCUGAGGGCCAGAGUUUCCUGUGGCGGUCCAGCAAUGUCGUCUGGAACUGGCUGGACACCUUCCUGGUUCUCACCUCUGUGGUGGAAGUUGUUGGGGAGCUGUCUGUGGCCUGGGCAGGCGAUCGGACGACGGACCUAAGCUUGAUCGGCAACAUGCGGGUCAUCCGCAUCGUGCGCAUCUCGCGCCUUCUCAGGGUCCUGCGCAUCGUUCGAGUCGUUCGCUUCGUGCGCUCUUUGAGGAAUCUUGUCAGCUCCAUCGCCAUGACAUUUCGCUCCCUGGCUUGGUCGGUGAUGCUUCUGGUGAUUAUCAUCUACAUGUUCGGGGUUCUCUUGACGGAUGGCGUGUCGGAUUUCCUUCGCAACGGAGAAGGCAUUGACCUCAAGACGGAGAUAGACCUAAAGAUCUACUUCGGCUCCGUCCAUGACGCUAUGCACACAUUGUUCCGAUCAAUUGCAAAUGGAAUCAGCUGGGACGUCGUCAUAAGGCCUCUAAUUCAAGCAAGCUGGUUCUGGGGAUAUGUCUACUCCUUGUACGUUGUGUUUACACUCUUUGCCGUCCUCAAUGUUAUAACGGCGGUUUUUUGCCAAAGCACGCUGGAAGGUGCAGCACGUGACAAGGAACUCCUGGCAGAAAGCCACAUGCUCAACAAAGAGAGGUACUAUCUGCUCGUCGAAGACCUUUUCAGAAACCUUCAGUCGGACGAAAGUGGCAAGGUAACGCUGGAAGAUUUCCAGGAUCACUUCAACGACGUGGAAGUGCGAGCCUUCUUCCAUGGCCUUGACCUCGAACCAAGCGAUGCCUGGGUGUUGUUCUCACUCCUAGACGACGACGGCAGUGGAGACAUCGAUGCUGAGGAGUUUGUAGAAGGACUUCUCAGACUCAAGGGCCCUGCUAGAGCCAUCGAUCUGGCUGCAAUUGGACGAGACUGCAAGUCGUGCGUGAGGAGAGUGCAGCAGACGGGCAAGCAAAUGAAGCGCUUGGAGGGCCUUCUUGCCAGUCUGAUCCGGAUCUACACUGGCGGACAGGUCGCCGACGGAGCACCUGGGGUGGUGAGCUUGGCGCCGCUGCUUAGAAAAGUUACGGACUCCGAGAAUCUCUGA